CUCUAAAGGGUUUUCCUGGAAGAGAGAGAAACCCCAAAAUUUUAGAGAGAGAAGGGAACGAGGGAAAUUUUGAGAGAGCAAGCGAUAGAGUGAGAAGAUAGGGUUCAUAGUUUCGCCCUUCAAGAAUCCUCAUUUGAUUCAGUUUCCACGGAGAAAGCCGGCCACUGGACGGGUUUCUUUACUGGAUCUGCAAGUUGGUGGAAGUUCAAUUAGAGAUCCGACCGAUUUCUGUCAAUUUCCGAAGCCCGUGGCAAGAAAUUUUGCUUCUCUUUUUUUCUCGUGGGUUUUAAGCUAGGACUUUACUCAUGGAAAACGUGGAGAAAACGAAGCCAUCAGCUACAAAUAGUUGUCAUACAGAUGGUGGAACAGACACUGCUGACGUUCAAUUUUCAGGAUUGUGUCAGAAUGGACUACAUCUGGAUGAGAAUUGUUUUAAUCAAGCAUUGAAGUUAUUUAGAGAGACGAAGCACCUUUUGGUUGCAAAUAUAUCAGCAAUUGGGAGUGGACUUCCUGAAGAAGCCGAACGUUUUUGGUCUGCCUUUGUUUUAUAUUCUGUGAAGAGGCUGAGAGAUAAGAAUUCAGAGAGUUCACAUCAGGGAUCUGAGAACAACAGCUUCACUUUAUGCCACAUAUUGAGAGUUUGCAAGCUGAACAUUGUAGAAUUUUUUAAAGAGCUGCCUCAGUUUGUUGUUAAAGCUGGUCCAGUAUUGAGUAAUCUCUAUGGUGCAGACUGGGAGAAUAGACUAGAGGCAAAGGAGUUGCAGGCUAACUUCGUGCAUUUGAGCCUCUUAAGCAAGUAUUAUAAGCGUGUCUACCGAGAGUUCUUCUCCACCAAUGAUGCUAAUGUUGAAAAGCAGUCAGCUAUAUCCUGCCCUGCUGGUUACUUAUCUGAUUACCAUCGUUUUGGAUGGUUAUUGUUUUUGGCACUUCGUGUACAUGCUUUCAGUCGUUUUAAGGACUUGGUGACUUGCACUAAUGGUUUGGUUUCCAUUUUGGCUAUUUUAAUUCUUCAUGUUCCAGUUCGUUUCAGAAACUUCAGCAUUCUUGACUCUGAACGCUUUGUUAAGAAAGGUGUAAAAGGAGUGGAUCUCCUUGGAUCACUAUGUAAUGUCUAUGACACCUCAGAGGAAGAACUGAGGGAAGUUAUGGAGAAGGCAAAUAGUUUGAUAGAAGAUAUUUUGAAGAAGAAGCCUCGUUUGGCUUCUGAGUGUAACAGUAAAAGCUUGGAGAAUAUUGACACUGAGGGUUUGAUAUACUUUGGUGGCUUAAUGGAGGAGUCAUCUCUUUCAUCCAGUUUAGAAAUUCUUGAAAAGGACUAUGAAGAUGCAAUUUGUAAUAAAGGUGAGCUUGAUGAGCGGGUAUUUGUUAAUGACGAGGACAGUUUACUUGGGUCAGGUAGCUUGUCAGCAGGUGCUGUUACAAUGGGUGGCAUCAAGAGGAAGUUUGACUCAAUGUGCUCACCUGCAAGGACAAUAACCAGUCCAAUGUCUCCACUUCGCUCUCCUGCUUCACAUGCCAAUGGCACUCUAAAUAGUGGUAACGCCAAACUUGCUGCCACGCCUGUUAGCACAGCCAUGACAACGGCAAAGUGGCUCAGAACUGUUAUUUCCCCACUUCCCGCAAAACCUUCAGCAGAAAUGGAGCGCUUUUUGGCUUCAUGUGAUAGGGAUGUAACUAAUGAUGUAGUCCGCAGGGCGCAUAUUAUACUUGAGGCCAUAUUUCCAAAUAGUGCUCUAGGAGAGCGCUGUAUCGCUGGAAAUUUACCAAGUGCAAACCUCAUGGAUAACAUCUGGGCAGAACAGCGACGACUAGAAGCACUGAAGUUAUAUUAUAGAGUUCUGGAAGCAAUGUGCAGAGCAGAGUCUCAGAUGCUGCAUGUGACUAAUUUGACCUCUUUGCUGACUAAUGAGAGGUUCCACAGAUGUAUGCUGGCUUGUUCUGCCGAAUUGGUUUUGGCAACUCAUAAAACUGUUACAAUGUUGUUCCCUGCAGUAUUGGAAAGAACUGGCAUAACAGCUUUUGACCUUAGUAAGGUGAUAGAAAGUUUCAUUAGACAUGAAGAAUCGCUACCUAGAGAAUUGAGGCGACAUCUUAAUUCUUUGGAAGAACGGCUAUUAGAGAGCAUGGUAUGGGAAAAAGGUUCAUCAAUGUAUAACUCCCUGAUUGUUGCUAAACCUGCCCUUGCUGCCGAAAUUAAUCGUCUGGGUUUAUUAGCUGAACCCAUGCCGUCUUUGGAUGCCAUUGCUGUUCAAAUUAACUUUUCUGGUAUUGGUGUAUCAACCAUGCCUAAUUUGCAAAAGCAUGAGAGUUUGCCGGGUCAGAAUGGGGAUAUAAGGUCACCCAAAAGAUUGUGCACAGAUUUAAGAAGUGUGCUAGUGGAGCGGAAUUCCUUUACUUCUCCAGUAAAGGACCGACUCGUGGCUUUCAGUAGUAUUAAGUCCAAGCUUCUGCCACCUCCUUUACAGUCGGCAUUUGCAAGUCCUACUCGGCCUAAUCCUGGAGGUGGUGGAGAAACGUGUGCUGAAACUGGAAUUAACAUUUUCUUUAGCAAGAUCAUCAAGUUGGCUGCCGUAAGAGUCAACGGUAUGGUGGAAAGGUUGCAGUUAUCUCAUCAGAUCAGGGAGAAUGUCUACUGCCUUUUCCAACAGAUACUCAGUCAGAAGACACCACUAUUAUUUAAUCGUCACAUCGACCAGAUCAUCCUUUGUUGUUUCUAUGGUGUUGCAAAGAUAUCUCAAUUGAGCCUCACGUUUAGGGAAAUCAUAUACAACUACAGGAAGCAACCACAAUGUAAACCACAAGUCUUCCGCAAUGUGUUUGUUGACUGGUCUUCAGCACGUCGUAAUGGGAAAUCAGGACAGGAUCAUGUGGAUAUAAUUACCUUCUACAAUGAAAUAUUUAUUCCUUCUGUAAAACCUUUGCUUGUUGAGAUUGGCCCGGCUGGAUCAACCAUGAAAACUGAUAGGGUUCCUCAAGUCAACAACAACAGCGACGCACCGUGUCCUGGAUCACCCAAGAUAUCUCCUUUUCCAAGUCUUCCCGAUAUGUCUCCAAAGAAAGUAUCUUCAGCACAUAAUGUCUAUGUCUCUCCAUUAAGAUCAUCGAAGAUGGAUGCAUUGAUUUCACAUAGCUCAAAAAGCUACUAUGCUUGCGUCGGAGAAAGCACCCAUGCGUUUCAAAGCCCUUCGAAAGACCUUACUGCCAUAAACAACCGUUUGAAUGGUACGCGGAAACUCCGAGGCACACUAAAUUUUGACGACGCGGACGUUGGUUUAGUCAGUGAUUCCCUGGUGGCUAACAGCCUUUACCUACAAAAUGGAAGUUGUGGAUCAUCUUCAGGUGCACCUAUUAAAUCUGAACAACCUGAUUUUUAAUUUACAAUUUCCCAAACUCUGGUACAUAUAUCUAAAUAUAUAUUCUCUCUCUCUCUCUCUGCCUCUAAAGUUGUAUUACCACGGGGGUAUUGUAUUGAGCGGUGAAUUAUUGUGUAGAAUAGCCGCCACCACUCCCCUUGUCUUAGGCAUCCAUCUGAAAUUUGUAGUUGGCUAUAAUUAAUUAGUUUAGUUCAAUUUCAGAUGUGUUCAAUUUAAGUAAUUUAAUUUAUUGCAGCUGUGAUAGUUUAUUACGAGUUGCUAGCAAA
Messenger RNA from Benincasa hispida (wax gourd), 3640 nucleotides. It is a transcript of the gene RBR1, whose product is annotated as retinoblastoma-related 1. Gene Ontology annotation, biological process: cell differentiation; regulation of transcription by RNA polymerase II; negative regulation of G1/S transition of mitotic cell cycle. Gene Ontology annotation, molecular function: RNA polymerase II transcription regulatory region sequence-specific DNA binding. Lineage: Eukaryota; Viridiplantae; Streptophyta; Magnoliopsida; Cucurbitales; Cucurbitaceae. Gene Ontology annotation, cellular component: nucleus; transcription regulator complex; chromatin. The record is from RefSeq and is a predicted model, not a curated record.